Messenger RNA from Indicator indicator, 1239 nucleotides. RefSeq names its product lymphoid enhancer binding factor 1 (gene LEF1). Gene Ontology annotation, molecular function: RNA polymerase II cis-regulatory region sequence-specific DNA binding; DNA-binding transcription factor activity, RNA polymerase II-specific. The coding region runs from base 1 to 1239 and encodes 412 amino acids. The record is from RefSeq and is a predicted model, not a curated record. NCBI's taxonomy places the organism in Eukaryota, Metazoa, Chordata, Aves, Piciformes, Indicatoridae. Gene Ontology annotation, biological process: regulation of transcription by RNA polymerase II; canonical Wnt signaling pathway. The transcript has 11 exons. Gene Ontology annotation, cellular component: beta-catenin-TCF complex.
AUGCCGCAGCUGCCGGGGGCCGGGGGUGGUGGGGGGGACCCGGAGCUCUGUGCCACCGACGAGAUGAUCCCCUUCAAGGACGAGGGGGACCCCCAGAAGGAGAAGAUCUUCGCUGAGAUCAGCCACCCCGAGGAGGAGGGCGACCUGGCCGAUAUCAAGUCGUCCCUCGUCAACGAGUCCGAGAUCGCCCCCGGCGCCAACGGGCACGAGGUUUCCAGACCGACUCAAGCACAGGAUUCCUACCAUGAUAAAGGCAGAGAGCACCCCGAGGAAGGAAAGCAUCCAGACAGUGGCUUAUACAGCAAGGGACCAUCAUACUCUGGUUAUUCUGGGUAUAUCAUGAUGCCAAAUAUGAAUAACGACCCGUACAUGCCUAAUGGAUCUCUGUCACCACCCAUCCCCAGAACAUCAAACAAGGUGCCAGUGGUACAGCCUUCGCAUGCAGUUCACCCCCUCACCCCUCUUAUCACCUACAGCGAUGAGCACUUUUCCCCAGGGUCACACCCAUCUCACAUCCCCUCUGACGUCAGCUCCAAACAAGGCAUGUCCAGGCAUCCUCCAGCUCCUGAUCUCCCUACCUUCUAUCCCUUGUCUCCAGGGGGGGUUGGACAGAUAACACCACCUCUUGGCUGGCAAGGUCAGCCUGUAUAUCCCAUCUCGAGUGGAUUCAGGCAGCCCUAUCCAUCCUCACUCUCAGUCGACCCUUCCAUGUCCAGGUUUUCACAUCACAUGAUUCCUGGUCCUCCAGGCCCUCACACAACUGGAAUCCCUCACCCAGCUAUUGUAACACCUCAAGUAAAACAAGAACACCCGCACAACGACAGUGAGCUAAUGCAUGUGAAGCCUCAGCACGAACAGAGAAAAGAACAAGAGCCAAAAAGACCUCAUAUUAAGAAACCUCUGAAUGCUUUCAUGUUGUACAUGAAAGAAAUGAGAGCGAACGUUGUAGCAGAGUGUACUCUGAAAGAAAGCGCAGCUAUCAACCAGAUCCUUGGCAGAAGGUGGCAUGCUCUCUCCCGUGAAGAACAAGCGAAAUAUUAUGAACUAGCUCGUAAAGAAAGGCAGCUACACAUGCAGCUUUAUCCAGGCUGGUCUGCAAGAGACAACUAUGGGAAGAAAAAGAAGAGGAAGAGAGAAAAGUUGCAGGAAUCAGCAUCAGGUGGGAAAAGAAAUGCUUUCUCAACUUGCAAAGCAAAGGCGGCGACACCAGGACCCCUUCUGGAGAUGGAAGCUUGUUAA